This is a messenger RNA of Hibiscus syriacus, 614 nucleotides long. Its product is annotated as vesicle-associated protein 2-1-like. The transcript has 4 exons. Lineage: Eukaryota; Viridiplantae; Streptophyta; Magnoliopsida; Malvales; Malvaceae. Gene Ontology annotation, cellular component: plasma membrane; endoplasmic reticulum membrane. The coding region runs from base 1 to 456 and encodes 151 amino acids. The record is from RefSeq and is a predicted model, not a curated record. Gene Ontology annotation, biological process: endoplasmic reticulum membrane organization.
AUGUCAGUCACCCUCCAAGCUCAACGGGAAUACCCUCCAGAUAUGCAAUGCAAAGACAAAUUUCUGUUACAGAGUACUGUAGUGCCUCCAAAUACUGAUGUGGAUGACCUCCCGGCAGAUACCUUUAAUAAGGACAGCAGUAGGGAGAUACAGGAGUGCAAGCUUAAAGUUUUUUAUGUAAAUCCUUCAGAAGAUGAAGGAUUUAAGAGCUACACAGAACAAGGCGCUGAUUCGAACUAUACUGUGCAGCACCUGAAGGAUGAAAGAGAUACGGCAUUUCGGCAAACACUGCAGCUGCAACAGGAACUGGAUUUUCUGAAGAGACGACGACAACGAAGAAAUGACUCUGGCUUCUCCUUAAUGUUUGCGUUUGUUGUGGGACUGAUCGGGAUACUGUUUGGGUUUCUGUUGAAUCUUUCAUUGUCAUCACCGUUAGCACCAUCAUCCAUAGAUUAAUCUACACAUUACCAGCAGCAGCAUCACCAUCUGUAGAUUCACCUACAGAUGAAAUAUAAUGCUCUUUUAUAUGUUAACCAGUACUUUUGUCUACUUCAUGUCUAAUGCUGCAUGUUCGAUGGAGAGUGCAAAUUUCCUUUAAUUUUGUGAGGUUUUCU